ACACAUUCUUGGUUUUCCUCCCUGGGAUGAGGACUUAGGAAAUGCAUCCUGGACGCAUUCAGGCUUCCAUGCAGCCUCCAAGCUCCUAUCCUGCCGGCUCCUAUCCACAGUCCUACAGAAAUUCAGAGGAAGACCAAAGAUGAUGCAGACUUCAAGCACCAAAGUACACAAACUGAAGAAACUUUAUCCUUUGUAUAUAAUUAUCUUAAAUAUAUGCCAUCAUUUCAAGGGGAGCUUAUGCUAAGUGUGACUUCAUAAACAAAUCAUUUGUGAAAGAGAAAAACCACAUCCAGGGUAAAGUCAUAAGGUGAAAAAGCCUAUUUCAGAGAGCACUUCCUGAAAGAGACAAAGCAGCAAUUAAAGUCAGCCCAGCACCAACUCCGAUGCCAAGCGUUACACUGGAAACUACUUUUUAAAGCAACAAAAGAGUCUAAAACAAAAUACAACAUUUCUUAAAUACACUGUUUCCAGAAAGAGCUAUUUUAACAGAAGCAACUCAAAGAUAUCCCUUCGACAGAAGUGGAAGUGCUGAAAAAUGCUCAUCUCUCACACAGACUUUUGAUGGACAGGAGUUUCUAAGUAUCAUGCCUACCAACAAGCUGUAAAAUGAUCACCCUGAACAAUCAAGAUCAACCUGUCCCUUUUAACAGCUCACAUCCAGAUGAAUACAAAAUUGCGGCCCUUGUCUUCUAUAGCUGUAUCUUCAUAAUUGGAUUAUUUGUUAACGUCACUGCAUUAUGGGUUUUCAGUUGUACCACCAAGAAGAGAACCACGGUAACCAUCUAUAUGAUGAAUGUGGCAUUAGUGGACUUGAUAUUUAUAAUGACUUUACCCUUUCGAAUGUUUUAUUAUGCAAAAGAUGAAUGGCCAUUUGGAGAGUACUUCUGCCAGAUUCUUGGAGCUCUCACAGUGUUUUACCCAAGCAUUGCUUUAUGGCUUCUUGCCUUUAUUAGUGCUGACAGAUACAUGGCCAUUGUACAGCCGAAGUACGCCAAAGAACUUAAAAACACGUGCAAAGCCGUGCUGGCGUGUGUGGGAGUCUGGAUAAUGACCCUGACCACGACCACCCCUCUGCUACUGCUCUAUAAAGACCCAGAUAAAGACUCCACUCCCGCCACCUGCCUCAAGAUUUCUGACAUCAUCUAUCUAAAAGCUGUGAACGUGCUGAACCUCACUCGACUGACAUUUUUUUUCUUGAUUCCUUUGUUCAUCAUGAUUGGGUGCUACUUGGUCAUUAUUCAUAAUCUCCUUCACGGCAGGACGUCUAAGCUGAAACCCAAAGUCAAGGAGAAGUCCAUAAGGAUCAUCAUCACGCUGCUGGUGCAGGUGCUCGUCUGCUUUAUGCCCUUCCACAUCUGUUUCGCUUUCCUGAUGCUGGGAACGGGGGAGAACAGUUACAAUCCCUGGGGAGCCUUUACCACCUUCCUCAUGAACCUCAGCACGUGUCUGGAUGUGAUUCUCUACUACAUCGUUUCAAAACAAUUUCAGGCUCGAGUCAUUAGUGUCAUGCUAUACCGUAAUUACCUUCGAAGCAUGCGCAGAAAAAGUUUCCGAUCUGGUAGUCUACGGUCACUAAGCAAUAUAAACAGUGAAAUGUUAUGAAUAAUAAGGUUCUUUCAUUUCAAUCCCAUCAAAAUUCACUUCACUAACUACUCUGGCGUCAAUGGAUAUUCUGUAUAAUACUAUCGUCCCUUUUCUCUUGAAAAAAUAAAUUCAUUAUCUUCAUUUUAAAAACUUAUAUAAAACAUUUUUGUGAAUUAUUCAGAGAAAAGCAUCUGAUUUUUCUUUCCUAGUCAAGCCUUGUUCACACAGAUAAUUAACUUUUUGCAUUUCUAUGUGCAAGUGACACAUGUAUGUUAAUCAAGUCAGUAGGGGGGGAAAUCGAGCUACCAUACAAAAUAAUUUGAUUACAUUAUUUUCUAUCUAGAUGCAGCUCCCUCAGGUCUAAUUUGCACUAGGAAUGGAAUUAUAAAUCCAACACUUUAUGUCCCAAACACUGACUUCCAGAAUUCCUAUAUAAGAAAUUAUGUUGAACUCAUUACUGUUACUUACUACAAGGCAAAAUUAAUAGCAACAAGAACCCAAGGGGCCUGUUACAGCCAUCCCCAUCAGCCCUUCCCUACUCUGAAUUCAUUCUUUUGAAAACAGAGAAUAGUCAUUCAACAAACACUGAGAGCCUACUAUGCACCAAACCCUAUUUAGGACUAAUGAUGAAAAUCUAACCUGAGAUGCUAUUUCUAUCCAAUAAUCCAAGUUCAUUUCUAUCAUGUGAGGUUUCUACUAUAUGGCGAAAUGCCAUUCUCCAAUACAAACAGUUUGCUCUUCUUAUGUAGUUGAAGAUACCAUUUUUACAAAAGAAGUUAAUUGAUUUUUUUUCCCAGGCCAUAUGUCACAGUAUAAAUAGUACUAGUAGGAACCUUGGAUUUCUUAGCCUUGCCAUUUAAUUUCUCCUAAUAAAGUAACAAACCAAGUAACUUAUCCAUCUAAAAGAAAAAAACUGAACUAUAAUCUGUUAAGUCCCUAUUAUCCUUAAUACUUAUGGAAGUAAAAUAAAUGAUUC
Molecule: messenger RNA, 2560 nt
Organism: Gorilla gorilla gorilla (western lowland gorilla)
Lineage: Eukaryota; Metazoa; Chordata; Mammalia; Primates; Hominidae
Gene: GPR18
Product: G protein-coupled receptor 18
Exons: 3
Coding region: 607-1602 (331 amino acids)
Biological process (GO): phospholipase C-activating G protein-coupled receptor signaling pathway; positive regulation of Rho protein signal transduction
Cellular component (GO): plasma membrane
Molecular function (GO): G protein-coupled receptor activity
Source: RefSeq, a predicted model, not a curated record